This is a messenger RNA of Scheffersomyces coipomensis, 2735 nucleotides long. RefSeq names its product transketolase (gene TKL1). Gene Ontology annotation, biological process: pentose-phosphate shunt. Gene Ontology annotation, cellular component: cytosol; nucleus. The record is from RefSeq and is a predicted model, not a curated record. The transcript has a single exon. Bases 375 to 2408 code for a protein of 677 amino acids. Gene Ontology annotation, molecular function: transketolase activity. Lineage: Eukaryota; Fungi; Ascomycota; Pichiomycetes; Serinales; Debaryomycetaceae.
CAUAAAUUCAUUACAUAUACAAUUAACCCUUUGUCUUAAGGUUAACGCUUUUUAUGAUAUUAUUAUUAUUAUUAUUAUUCUGUUAAUUCUGUUAAUUAGUUCGGGUGCUGUUUUUCUUUUUCUUUUUUUUAAAUAAAUUUGUUGAUUUUUGCUAUUUUUUUUUUCAGUUCGAUUUUGAAAGUUUUCCCUUUUUCUUUCUUUCUUUUUAGUUUUUACUUCUUUCUUUCACUAUAAUCAGUUAUCAUUCUAGUUUAUUUCAUUAAAACCCUACUCAAUUGAUCCCAUUACACCAUCAAUUGAUCUUAGAAUUUUAGUCAAUUAAAAGAAUAAUAAUACAUAUUAACCUACCCUCCACCCUCCCUCCACCCGCAAUUAUGUCCCCAGUCGAACAAAAAGCCAUUAAUACCAUCCGUUUAUUAGCUGUUGAUUCCGUCGAUGCUGCCAAUUCUGGUCAUCCAGGUGCUCCAUUGGGUUUAGCUCCAGCUGCUCAUGUUGUUUGGAAAAACAUGAACUUUGAUCCAAAAGAUACUAAAUGGAUUGCUAGAGAUAGAUUUGUCUUAUCAAAUGGUCAUGCUUGUGCUUUAUUAUAUUCUUUAUUGGUUCUUUUCGGUUUUGAUUUAACCGUUGAAGAUUUAAAACAAUUUAGACAAUUAGGUUCAAAAACUCCAGGUCAUCCUGAAGUUUUAGAUGUUCCAGGGGUUGAAGUUACUACUGGUCCAUUGGGUCAAGGUAUUUCUAAUGCUGUUGGUCUUGCUAUUGCUCAAAAACAAUUCUCUGCUACUUAUGAUAAACCAGAAUUUAAAGUUGCUGACUCCUUUAUUUACUCUUUCUUAGGUGAUGGUUGUUUAAUGGAAGGUGUUUCGUCUGAAGCUUCUUCUUUAGCUGGUCAUUUACAAUUAGGUAACUUAAUUGCCUUUUGGGAUGAUAACAAAAUCUCUAUUGAUGGUUCAACUGAAGUUGCCUUCACUGAAGAUGUUGUUGCCAGAUAUAGAGCUUAUGGAUGGCACAUUAUUGAAGUUGCUGAUGGUAACACUGAUCUUGCUGCCAUUGAAAAUGCCAUUGUUGAAGCUAAAAAAGUUACUGAUAAACCAACUUUAAUUAGAUUAACUACUACUAUUGGUUUCGGUUCUUUAGCUCAAGGUACUCACAGUGUCCAUGGUGCUGCUUUAAAGAAAGAUGAUAUUGUUCAAUUAAAAACCAAAUUUGGUUUCAACCCAGAAGAAAAAUUCGCUAUCCCAACUGAAGUUACUGAAUUUUAUAAAGCUAAUGUUGCUGAAAAAUUAAAGGUUAAAGCUGAAUGGGAAAAAGGUUUUGCUGCUUAUAAACAAAAAUACCCAGAAUUAGGUGAAGAAGUUCAAAGACGUUUAGAUGGUAAAUUACCAAAGAAUUGGGCUGAUCAUUUACCAAGAUAUACUCCAUCUGAUAGUCCAGUUGCUACCAGAAAAUUAUCUGAAAUUGUUUUAACUAAAAUCUUACCUGUUGUUCCAGAAAUUAUUGGUGGUUCUGCUGAUUUAACUCCAUCUAAUUUAACUAAAACUGUUGGUUCAACCGAUUUCCAACCUCCAUCUACUGGUUUAGGUGAUUACAGUGGUAGAUAUAUCAGAUAUGGGGUUAGAGAACAUGGUAUGGGUUCUAUUAUGAAUGGUAUUGCUGCUUUUGGUGCCAAUUAUAAGAAUUACGGUGGUACUUUCUUAAAUUUCGUUUCUUAUGCUGCUGGUGCCGUUAGAUUAGCUGCUUUAUCCCAUCAUCCAGUCACUUGGGUUGCUACCCAUGAUUCUAUUGGUUUAGGUGAAGAUGGUCCAACCCAUCAACCUAUUGAAACUUUAGCUCAUUUCAGAGCUACUCCAAAUAUUUCUGUUUGGAGACCAGCUGAUGGUAAUGAAACUUCAGCUGCUUACUAUAGUGCCAUUCAAUCUACUUCAACUCCUCAUAUUAUUGCUUUAACUAGACAAAACUUACCUCAAUUAGAAGGUUCUUCUAUUGAAGUUGCUUCUUUAGGUGGUUAUACUUUAAUUAAACAUGAUAAACCAGAUAUUAUCAUUGUUGCUUCUGGUUCUGAAGUUUCUCUUGCUGUUGAUGCUUCUAAGAGAUUAGAAACUGAAGGUUUCAAAGCUGGUGUUGUUUCAAUUCCAGAUUUCUUAACUUUUGAUAAACAACCAUUAGAUUAUAGAUUAUCCGUUUUACCAGAUGGUGCUCCAAUCUUAUCUGUUGAAGUUAUGUCUACUUUCGGUUGGUCUAAAUACUCCCAUGCUCAAUUUGGUUUAAACAGAUUCGGUGCAUCUGGUAAAGGUCCAGCUAUUUAUAAAUACUUUGAAUUCACUCCAGAAGGUGUUUCAGAAAGAGCUGUUAAGACUAUUGAAUUUUACAAAGGUAAGACUGUUUACUCACCAAUAUCAACUCCUUUUUAAACCAAUAUACUCUUAAAGUAAAAAGAAUGUUUUAGUUGCCUCCUUUUUUAAUUAUUAUUAUUAUUAUCAAAUAUAAGAAUUUAAAUUUUAUUCGUUUAUUAUUGUUGUAGAUCGUAUAUAUAAUUAUUUAGUUUUUGUGAUGGGAGGGAAAUAUUUUAUUUUUUAUAGUAUCAAAACCAUGGAUGCAAAAAAACAGUAAUAUAUACAAACUACAAACUACAAACUACAAGGAUUCAAAGUACUUUUAAAUAUCGAUGACCAAAGCAUCUUUAAUAUUUUAUUUUCUUUAAAUAAAUAUAAAUAUAAUAUUUAAAUUUUUUUUUAACA